Messenger RNA from Thlaspi arvense, 1924 nucleotides. The record is from the annotation of a GenBank genome assembly. Lineage: Eukaryota; Viridiplantae; Streptophyta; Magnoliopsida; Brassicales; Brassicaceae.
CAAAAAGUGAUACUUUUGAAAAAUAAGAGAAGUUAUGGCCUCAAAAAAAAAAAAAUAUUCUUACCAACUGGUACUAUUUACAAGUUACAAGUACCUUAAAACGACGACAUUUAACUCCACACAUUCCAAAUACGACUCCCAAAGCAACAGCUUUCGGUUGACAUAGCUUUUUGCAAAACCUCACUCUCUCUCCGUCUCUCUGUAUCUGCAUCCUCCAUUGAUGUUCAGAAUGUGUGAUUCCGGUUUUAAAGAUGAAAGUAGAAAAGGCACACAGUGGUCAGAAGGCGAAGAGAAGCCCAAAGGCUUGAACGAGACAUGUAAAGGUAACAACAUAUCUUCAGUGUCCCGAUUGGAUAUCUCUGAUCAAAAUACGGAGGAUCCAGUUGGUAAAGAGCACGGUGAAAAGCUAAAGAAGCAGAAGAAGACGACGGAGCAAGUGACGACGCAGAUGACUCGAGACGGUUCGACGGCAGAGAUGAACCGGGAAGAAUCGGACGGGGCAACUUCACCUGAUUUUCAAGACCCUAAACUCGUUGAGGUCAUCGUGGGGUUGAAGGAUGAGCUCAACUUGAAGAAUCUUGAGAUUGCGGAGCUGAGAAGACAGGUGGAGUCGUACCAGGGAUUGCAAACACGGCUACAGAAGUUGGACGAAGAUGUUAAUGGCUAUGUCAAGCACACGAAGCAUCUCUCCUUCAUAACCACUCUCUCUCAGCAAUGUAUCAAACACCUCCUCUGCUUUCCCUUCCCUUCUCGUGUGAUGCACCCAUGCAACCAACUCUCUCGACACCUUUGGCCUGAAAACCUCCAUUGGUCUUUUCCCGGUGAGAAGCUCGAGCAUGACGACGCCGAAACUGUACACGUCACCUCUCAAAGUGGCUACCCAAGCUUGUCCAUACUCUGGUGGAAUUUGUGCUGGACCCUCGGGGUUUUCGUGCAGCCAAUAAUCAAGACUUCCGUUCUCCAUGAACGAAGCGACCAGGUUUUCGUGUUUCGCCCUGGACAGAACUUCGACCUCUGCCUUGAAUUCUUUUUCCAUCAUACCAUAGUCUCCUGUGAGUUUCUUAACCGCCAGUUUCGUCCCGUUAUCCAAGGUUGCCUUGUAGACAAGACCAAACCCGCCGCAGCCAAUUAUAUUAGCUUGGCUGAAGUUGUCGGUAGCUUUCAAGAGCUCAAAUAUGGUCAGGUCUUUUACUUCGUAUCUACUGUUUCCAAACAGCAGCACGAGGCUUAUGUCUUUCUCCGAACCUGGAGGGACUUCAGAGUACGAGGCAUUGGAAUUUAUCUCCAGCUCGGCGUUCUCAGAGUCUCCUGGGUUAACCCUCCUCUUGGACAUCACCACCAGAGCAAGCAACACCAAAAUCAAACUGACGCCAAAGAAGAUCCCAAUGACAAGCCCCAAAACAAGCGUUUUGUUGACCUUUUCUUUACCCACCUUUGUGGUAGAGACAUGAAAUGGAGUCCCGUGAGCGACCAAGGGAUUCUACCGGAUAGAUUGUUGUUGGACAGGUCCAGCCUCUCUAAGUUUGUGAGGUUUGACAAUUCAUCUGGGAUGCUGCCAGAGAAAUUAUUACCUAAAAGCUCAAGGACAUGGAGAACCUUUAGCUGUCCAACCUCGACAGGCGGGAGGCUGGUCGAUAAGUUCUACGCUCUUGAGAUUGAUCAGCCAAGCUGGUAUUUCACCUUUCAAUCUGGAUCCACCCGUACCAAAGAUCUGGAGAUUUGGAAAUCCAUCUGGCGCAAGAAAGUCCUUGUUGCUUGGUAUCGUUUCGUCGUAAAAGUUCUUUGCAAUGAUGAGAGUAGACAGCUUCCUGCAGCCCUGCAGAAUGCUGAGAGCUCCCGAGUAAACCCUCGAGGGGAAAUCGCCGGUGAAGCUGUUGUUUCCGAGGUCCAGAAUGUUGAGGCUCUGAAAACGGGAAAAGUCUAG